AUGUACAAUCCUGCGUCUGCGAGAAGGCCGGUAGGCAGUAUGCAACCUCCUCAACAAAGCCAAUGCGAGAUUCAGUCUAAAGAAAAACUUGCUACUUUUGUAUAUGAAUAUUUGUUGCUAAGCGGCGCUCAGAAAUCAGCAGAAACGUUCAAAGAGGAAAUAGUUAAUAACAUUCCAAGCUCAGUUCAUUUUAAAUCUGCUGAUAGUGGACCAGGAUUUCUACAGAGUUGGUGGCUAGUGUUUUGGGAUCUAUAUUGUGCUGCUCCGGAAAGAAGAGAUGGUACAUCUGCCGAACCAUCCCAAGAAGGCAAAAUGUUUUAUGACAUUUUCGUACAAGGUGGAGGAUAUGGACCCGGACACAUGAUGAAUGGAAUGCCAGGAAUGUUUCCACCGCCGGGUGGUGGCCAGAUGGGUAUGGGAGGACCCGAGGGAAUGAUGCCAGGUAUGCGUGGGUUCCCACAAGGCAGACCAGGUCCUCAGGGACCAAUGUCUGGGGGCUAUGGAAUGUUCCCGGGUGGGCCUGACCCGAGAGGAAUGCCACCACAAAGAAUGCCACCUAACAGCAUGAGGAUGCCAAAUACGUCUUUUGCUCCCGGUCCAGGGAUGAGGCCAACUCCUGGUCCCCCGCCACAAGGUGGUUUUCGGGGCCCACCAUUCAUGGAUUCCCCUAAUCAGGGAUUUCCACCAUCAGCAAUGAUGCCAAACGGCAUGGGAUCACAAGCUCCGAUGUCUAUGGCUUCUCCUGGAAUGCCGCCUGGACCCCCUGGGGUUCCAGACGGUUACGGAAUGAUGGGAAUACCACCUAGUUCAUCGUCAAUGCCUCCCUAUUGCAUGGGAGAUGCCUCAGUGUCAGUUGGGAAUAAUGGGAUGCCCCCAUCUCAUGGUGAUGGGCCACCUAUGAUGAUGAUGGGUAGUGAAGAGAUAAAACAAUCACCAGCAUCAACACCACACGGCAUAAAUGGGGGCACUCCUGCUCCAGGAUCUGCUCAAAGUGGGCCUCCCCCUUCUUCGGGGACACCCGUCGGACCCCCUUUAGAAGAUAAACCAGGAAGUAACAGCAAGCCUGAAGAUAUGGAUGAAAUAAGCAAAAUUAAGCAGGGACUUAUGGACGAUUCUCUGAACUUCACCGAAACGGCAACAGCAGAACAAGCUAGUGCUGGUGGUGGAAGUUUUUAUAAUUAA
Messenger RNA from Auanema sp. JU1783, 1182 nucleotides. The record is from the annotation of a GenBank genome assembly. Lineage: Eukaryota; Metazoa; Nematoda; Chromadorea; Rhabditida; Rhabditidae.